UCUUGCAACCUUGCUAUAGAAGAAAUCGCAAUUAAUUUGAAAAUGCCCUGAAAACGACGAAACCCUACGCACUUGCCGACCAAAAAAAAUGGCGUAAACUUAUCCCUAUAAAUUCAUUCAUGCUCCGACCAACAGCCAAACAACAACUUUCUCUCUAUUGUCUUCUCAUUUCUCGGAAUUCCGGGUUUGUAUCGCCAGUUUUGCAGAGUACGACAAAAUAUUCGAGUCGCUUUUGUGGUUUGGUUCUGCUAAACCUUCUUGUUAUAUGAAUGCAAAGAGAAGAUGAGUGUGGUUACACAGUUCCUUUGAGUCAGUUUUUUUUCUUUUCGCUCUUUUCCCAAUCUCUCUGUUAUUUCCUCUCGCGCUUCCUUUUGUUUCCUUUUUAGUGUGUGGAAAGAGGAUGCUGAAUUUUGGAGACCCAGCAGAGCUCAGGACUAAGAAGAUCAUUUUCGAAGAUGUAUAUCCAGCACGUGAUUCUGCUACCCUUGAGCAUUUGAAAGAGUUAAGCUCUAAACGUAGAGUACUCGAGGAGUCCAUUAAUAAAAGCAGCUCUGUCACAGAGGCCAUUGCACGAGAAAUAUCUGGAGGAUUGACUACUCGUUGUCAGCAGGACCUGCAGAAAGUGGAAAAAUACUUACCUCUGCUGGAAAACUUGGUUUUUUAUGUUGAUUGUAUUGGCAGCAACUUCAAGAUGGUUCAGUAUACUUCAGAACUGAAGAUACGGUGGAGUAGUGCCUUGAAUUCAUCAUCUUUCUUCAACUUUGGCGGUCCAAAGUUUUAUCAAAUUAACAAUUUGCAAUUUGAGCUUUUUAUGACCCUUUUCCUUUAUGCUGCAAAACUUCGGCAGAGAUCUGUAGAAAUUCUGGCAACUGAUUUGGUGCAAUCUGCCACGCUUUAUAGAGAAGCUGCUGGAAUUUUUAAUCACCUGGCUCACGAGGUUAUUCCCUCUUUGCAGCCUGCAUUAUCAGCAGAAAGGCCACCGGAGGCAACCUCAUCCAUAUGCACUGUUAUGAGCCUUAUUUGCUUGGCAGAGGCACAGGCUGUAACUAUAAGAAGGGCUGAAGAAAAGGGAACUACAGUAGGUCUUUUGGCGAAGCUGCACCAUGGUGUCAGUCAGUUUCUUGGUGAGGCUGCUGGUGUUCUCUACUCACCAACCAGGGAAUGUAAGGAUAUUUCAUCACGCUUAGAGGUAUGCUUGUGAAUCUUAUAAGUUUUAGAAAAGUUUUUCCUUUUUCCAGUUUUUGGCUGCAAAUUUGGGUGCACUUUUUCAAACAAAGUAUAUAAUCAGUUGGUUCAUCAAUUGAAUUGCCGACUUUAGUUGCGUCCAACUGAUAGCUUUCUUAAUAAACUUUCUUCUCUCUAUACCGGAGUGGCCUAUGGGAAUGAUCAAUAUUGGUGAAGAUUACGUAUGUAGAGAAUUGACUGUUUAGAGCAGCCAGCUUGUUUUCUUUUUGGGUGUUGGGGGGGGGAGGGGGGCAGAGGCAGGGGUUUGGAGUAAGAUCAAUAUAUCACCCUUCAAUUUAAAAACUAACAUGGUUCUUAAUUUGUAUGAAUGCUGAAAUGUGGAUAUUGAAAUUGUGAGUAAAAUGCAAGAACAUAAGGAACAUGUGUAAAUGUUGGAAGUUUAAAUUAUCACCACAUGCAGACAUGGAAAAUUGUGAGAAGGUUGCCUUUUAAGUUCAGUCCAUGCUGCUCAAGUGAUGAUAUUUGAUGGACUUUAAGGCAGUAAGAAGACAAAUGAA
Carica papaya (papaya) is the source of this 1742-nucleotide messenger RNA. Lineage: Eukaryota; Viridiplantae; Streptophyta; Magnoliopsida; Brassicales; Caricaceae. The record is from RefSeq and is a predicted model, not a curated record.